AGGGAAUCGACAUCAGCUGAAGAGAGAAAUUUAGAUCAUCUAACGUCCGGACCUCUCGCAGAGGAGCCUCUAUCGGAAGACGAACCUAAGGAAGUACCGUUUAAGACAACCGAGAGGAAAUGUUUUGAAUGUAAUAAGGUUGGAUUUUGGAAGAAAAUAAAGAACGUAUUUCUUUUAAAUAUGUAAGAAAAUAAAUCACAUGACUGAUUUUUUACUGUGGACUAUUUUUUUUUUUAUGGAAAAAAAAACAUACAAGUAAAAACAAUGAGCUCCUUAAUAAACAAGAAUUCUUAGUGGCAUCUGAUAAAAUAUGAAACAAGAAAAUGAAAAAGAGGACAAGUGAAAUAAAAAGGCAGAUAAAAAUGAAAAGGCAAGUAGCAAUAAAAAAAAUUAAAAGUCACAGGAAAAAGGAGAUAAAAAUAGAAAAGAUGAAAAGCCAGAUAAUUAAUCUACCAAAGAGUAAGUGACGAACAAUGAUAACAUAUCUGAAGUUUGUGAAAAACUUACAGAAGAAUCUGAUCUUAGAAGAAGAAAAGAAAUCUGAGGAACCAGCAAAAGAUGCAAAUGAAAAGGAAGAAAAGACAGUAGAAUCUGCAAAAGAAUUUGCAGAAGCCAACAAUCAGGAAGAAGUAGAAACAGCAACUGAAGAAACUAAAGAAACUGUUGUGGAAAAAGAAUCAAAAGAUGAAAUGAAGAAACAAGAAAUGUCCUAAAAAGAAGAAGGGUUGAUGUAACAGGAACAGGGGUACGGCCGAUGAAAAUGGUUAUGCGUGGUGAUGAUGAAUCUGGAGAAAACGUUAAAUUAAUAUGAGCUGAAUUCGUUAGUAGAACAGGAUAAAUUCUGUUCAUUGUACAAGUGAUAUACAAAUAGCUGCUAUUUUAACAAAGCUACUUCGCCAAUUAAAAUUUGAAAACUGAAUGUAAAUAUUAGUAGUUAAUUUGUCUUUGCUUCUACUUGUAAAAAUAAAUAAAUGAAAAAACUAAGGCGUCUGCUUUAGACCACACGAUAGGAGUAAAUCAACAAGGCGAAAUUAAUAAUAUGAAAAAUAUAAAUUAUAACUCAUUAUAAAAAAGAU
Messenger RNA from Nezara viridula (southern green stink bug), 1076 nucleotides. The record is from the annotation of a GenBank genome assembly. Lineage: Eukaryota; Metazoa; Arthropoda; Insecta; Hemiptera; Pentatomidae.